This is a messenger RNA of Puccinia graminis f. sp. tritici CRL 75-36-700-3, 426 nucleotides long. RefSeq lists its product as uncharacterized. The coding region runs from base 1 to 426 and encodes 141 amino acids. The record is from RefSeq and is a predicted model, not a curated record. The transcript has a single exon. Lineage: Eukaryota; Fungi; Basidiomycota; Pucciniomycetes; Pucciniales; Pucciniaceae.
AUGGAAAUAGACAAGAAGGAUUCCAAACUCGCCGGGGUCCAGGCACAAUUGACGGAACUCAUGGCCGUGGUCAAGGAGGAACGCAAAGUCCGGAAGGAGGCGGAGGAGCGUUUGGACAGGAGAGAGGCCCAGUUGGAGAAGGCCCUGAAGACCGCCGACAAUCAACCGCCAGCACCAGCCUCGCCGGCCAAAGGCCCUAAGAUUGGCAUCCCCGACAAGUUCGAUGGCACCCGCGGAGCUAAAGCAGAGGUUUUCAUAAACCAGGUGAACCUCUACGUCCUGGCCAAUGGACACCUCUUUGAAACUGACCGCGCCAUUAUGGUGUUUGUGUUGUCCUACCUGACUGGACCAGCUAGCUCUUGGGCCCAACCGUGGAUGAAGAAAGUGAUGAGUGUCAGCCUCUGGGUAACUAACCUGAGUAUUUAA